UACUGGUAAUGGGAUUUGCGGAUAUACCACCAAAUAGGAUAUCCCGAAUAUCCCUAUGUGUUUCACAGCUCCCGUUAAACAGUCUGUUUCGAUUGAAGAGUCUGGUUGGGCGACUUGAAGAGACCGACCAAGUCAUGUGAUGUUCAGGUUGCUGACCAAUUUGUUCAUCCUUCAACUUCAACCAGGCAUUUUGCUCCUCUCCCUCCAACAUGGCAGUGGACAAUCCCCCGUUGUAGGGGAAGUUCGUCCUUCAGCAGCCAUGUUUGAUUGAUGGAGAGGGUCCACGUUUGUGGUAUCUCACCCACCGUUCAUCCUUGAAGCGUCUGGAGACACUCGGAACGAUGUGGCCCAUUUCGCCGGUCGGUUCCACACACGCUCGCCUCUCGCGGAGCGUGCUGAGGGUCAGACCCGCCAGAAUUGCAAAUACACGCACAGCUGCACACAUUGCAUGCCAACUAAAACUAGAGGUAGAGAUUCCCACACCCGGGUGAAGGCUGAUUUGAUUCACACACAGACACCGUCUUUCCAGAAGGCAGACAGGUGAAGGCAAUUGGGGGCCCUCAUGUUUGGCUGCGUAGCUGCGAAUGGUUUCACAUGAGUGAGUUGAAAUCUCCGCCGUCGCAGGGACAGAAGCACAUCGGCAAUCGCUUGCACUACAAGUUUACUCGGCUUUGUACUUUCUACCAAUCUGGUACUUGCUCUCGAGGCUUGAACUGCUCAUUUGCUCAUAGUCGGGAUGGCCUACGUCAACAGCCGGACUUCUUCAAGACGCGGCUGUGCGAAGACUUUCGGCGGGGCAGUUGCACUGCAGGUCCCAACUGCAACUUUGCCCAUGGGAGCGAAGAGAUGAAGAGAGUGGCGCACGAAAGGCGCCACCUGCGAAAGGAACCGAACCAGCUGCCCUUGGACGUGCGCCCAGGUGGCGCUUCAGGCUUUGGAGGCGACUAUGUGGAGCCCCAGGUGAUCCGAAGGGAAAAGUCGAGUUCCUCCAACAAAGUGAGCAAGGCGAGCUCAGGCCAUACCGGAGGAGUGCCAAGACCUCUCUAAUGUGGCACCGGAUGCGAGUACGCUGCCGCCAGCGUUUGGCUGGAGGAACGGGGAGGCGUUCUGGGGGUUUGCCCGUUCACCCAGCAGCCGGCCGACGUCCCUGACGUUUACGACCCGACCCGCGUCGCGACGAAGGCGAGGUGAGCGCCCAAGGGGGUCGACCACUGACCCCUGAACCUCAGAAUGUCUAGUGUUGGGGCAUCCCAGUCACUGGGUUUGGGGUGAAAUGCUUAUCCCAGUGCGCUACAUGACACUUUUUGUGUUGCGCUAAGCAGCAGCUUCGUUUGCGGUGGUUCCGGCGUGCGUAGCACGAGACCCGGAAAAAGCGGGUGAACAGAUCAGCGUCGCCAAAUGUGCCAUGCUUUCAGUUCCAGAUGGUCACAAAAGAGUCACAAACAUAUAAAAAGGGACGAGCGAAUUCUGACAAUUGCUUAAGAGCAUGUUGUGGGAAAGGAUUCCUGUGGAUUCCUGACGGAUGGAUUCCAUUCCUGAUGGCCUAUGUCAUCCCAUGAAAGCUCCGUGUUUUUCCCCAGAGAGCGAAGCUUGCUUGUUCCAGCCAGUCGCAUGUCAACAGGUCGUGGGGUUCCAAGCUAUCUGGGUCUAUGCUGGUGUUAUUGGUAAACUGUUUGGUCGUUCCAUGGAGCUGACCCGCCACGGUUCGAAGUGAGGAACUCUUAUGCGGUCCAUGGGAUUCUGCCACGCCUCUGGGUGCAGCCAUUCUUCCAAGCCGCUAGAUGAUCUGGAACUUUGAGGGGUGACGGAUGGCUUAUGGGUGGCUAGCCAGGUGGCGAAGCUGGUGGUCGGAUCCAAGUA
Durusdinium trenchii is the source of this 1860-nucleotide messenger RNA. The record is from the annotation of a GenBank genome assembly. Lineage: Eukaryota; Dinophyceae; Suessiales; Symbiodiniaceae.